Messenger RNA from Notechis scutatus (mainland tiger snake), 822 nucleotides. The record is from RefSeq and is a predicted model, not a curated record. NCBI's taxonomy places the organism in Eukaryota, Metazoa, Chordata, Lepidosauria, Squamata, Elapidae.
GCCCUUCCCGACUCCGUUAACCUGUCUAUCCCCUAAGGUGAGUGCCACAUGCCGUGGCCUCUGGUGGGAGUGUGUCACCAAUGCCUUCGAUGGGAUAACUACCUGUGACGAAUACGACUCCAUCUUCGCCGAGCACCCAGUGAAGCUGGUCCUGACCCGGGUUCUGCUGAUCACCGCUGACCUUCUGGCCGGACUCGGAUUCGUGUUUCUCCUCCUGGGCCUGGACUGUGUGAAGUUCCUCCUGGAGGAACCAGGGACCAAGGACCGGAUCUGCUUCGUCUCUGGAUUGGCCCUCUUAACGGGAGGUAUUCCUGGACUCAUCGGCUCCACCUGGUACGCCAUUGAGGUCUACGUGGAGCGCUCCGCCCUGGUCUUGCACAACGUCUUUGUGGGCACCCAGUAUGAGUUUGGCUGGUCCUGCUGGCUCGGACUGGGUGGCUCCUUGGGAUGCUUCCUGGCUGGGGCCUUCUUAACCUGCUGCGGGCGCCUUCUCCAAGAUGCCAACUCAGGGAAGGACUUUUAUUCCGGUGCUUUACGGAAGGUCUACCUGCCUCCUGCCAUGACUUUCUCCUGCCAUCCGUCUGUGCCGACUGCCACGGCCAAGAUGUACGCAAGGGACACCCGGGUGUAAGGACGAGGAGGAAGGGGGCACAAGACAGGCUCCAAAAGUCUUCAGAAUGAAGGGGCUCCUUCAAAAAAUUGGCUGGCUGUCUUCUCCCUUGGCCACCAGACAAGUUCUUUCACCAGAUAACAGAUGCUCAGAGUUGGAAGGGACCUUAUAGGUCAUCUAGUCCAACCCCCUGCCCAAGCAGAAAACCCUAC